Westerdykella ornata is the source of this 1013-nucleotide messenger RNA. RefSeq lists its product as uncharacterized. Bases 1 to 624 code for a protein of 207 amino acids. The transcript is spliced from 2 exons. Lineage: Eukaryota; Fungi; Ascomycota; Dothideomycetes; Pleosporales; Sporormiaceae. The record is from RefSeq and is a predicted model, not a curated record.
AUGCACCUCAGCACCACUAUCCCCCUCCUCGCCCUCCUCCCUACCCUCGCCCUCUCCCACGGCCUCAUCACCUCCCCACCCUCCCGCCCUAUCGGCCCCGCCCUAACCGCCAACUGCGGCUCCGCCGUCUACAAAAAGAUCGCCUCGGACAACACCUCGUACGUCGAAGCGCUCCCCGACGCAGCCUCCAAAGACCCCUCCUUCAACCCCUCCCUCUGCAACCUCUGGCUCUGCAAAGGCCUGCAAUUCGCCGACAACCCCGCCGCAAACGUGCAGACGUGGACGGCGGGCCAGGAAGUCCCCGUCAAGAUCUGGCUGCGGAUUCCGCACGAGGGCAUCGCGAAUGUGAGUGUCGUGGAUGCGAAGAAGAAUCAGGUCGUUGGCGACAUGUUGAAGGUGUGGAGUAAAGGGUAUGCGCCGGGGAGGAAGGAGGCGGAUGUGCCGAUUGAGCAGAGAGAGUUUAGUGUCACGGUGCCGGAAGGGUUGGAGGAGAGGUGUGUGACUGCUGGGGAUUGUGUUCUGCAGUGGUGGUGGUUUGGCACGGGAGCGAAGCAGACGUAUGAGUCUUGCGUGGACUUCAAGAUUGUGAAGCCCGCCGUGAAGGAGCGAGCUUUCAGGGCGUGAGGGGGAAGUACUUAAAGGUCGGGCAAUCUGUGCGAAGUGAUUCUAGGCCCGAGUUCAAAUGACGGGAAUCGUUCAGUGAUAGUAAGAGCGAGAAAGUCUGCAUGUUGCUGUUCAACGGUAAAACUCCCAGGCGAUGGGAAAAUAUUUUUGUUAUCAUCAACUGGUAUCUAGUGUCAGAACGUGCAAGACAGAGGUGACGAAUUGCCAUUUAAGAUACAAAAAGACAGAAACUCACCUAUCCUCACCAGAGUACGCCAUCGUGUCCCAGGGAAACCUGUCACAUCCAUCAUCACUAGGAGCAUCACCCCCGAGGCUGAACUGAGCCGUUGGAUCAACACCACUCAUAUUCAUUCCACCGUCUCGCGCAUCAUCAUUUUUGUAGACUUACA